Molecule: messenger RNA, 3415 nt
Organism: Lates calcarifer (barramundi perch)
Lineage: Eukaryota; Metazoa; Chordata; Actinopteri; Centropomidae
Gene: tmem265
Product: transmembrane protein 265
Exons: 2
Coding region: 98-1162 (354 amino acids)
Source: RefSeq, a predicted model, not a curated record
AGACAGCGCUUCUACUCGGGAAAAAACCCCAUCCACAAUACUUGCUGUAAAUCAAGCCAGGAGGAUCGAGCCUAAGCGCAAGACGAAUGGUUUGGGCAUGGUGCCCACGCCCCAGGUGUGCGUAUCAACCCUGGUCACGGUGAGCACGAUGGCGGUGGUGGACCUCUACCUGCUGGAGCAGAGCAUGCUGGGGGCUCAUGGUCUCCCGGGGCCUAGUGUCUGGCAGUGUGCGGCGGUGUUGCUGGGCGACGUGGGCUUCCUGCUCGCGCUGCGCUUUGUGUCAGCCGGCGUGGUGUCGGAGGUGCGGUCACCUCGUCGUGGUUUCGCCAACGCCCUCUGGUUCCUGUUCCUCUCCCUGCUCCAGCUCAAGCUCUUCUUUGUCUGCCAUAACUACAGGCAGGAACGCCGGCCACCCGACCCGCUGGCCAGGAAGACCUUGACGCUGCUGCUGUCCAUCUGCCUGCCCUCCCUGUUCCUAAUCCUGACGGGGGCUGACCACAUGACCCCUCAGCGCAGGAAGCAGGAGGUGCGGGGCCGGCUACUGUGGGUGGUCGUGGACCUGCUGGACGUGCUGGACCUGCAGGCGGGGCUGUGGGAAGUCCAAGGAGGAGCCGCAGUGGGGACCGGAGGGGUUGUUGAGCAGAAGCUACCCAUCUGGGCCGAGGGCCUGGUCUUCUUUUACUGCUACGCUCUCCUCCUGCUGCUGCCGUGUGUGGCCCUCACAGAGCUAGGGGCCAUGGGCCUGCCAGGACAGAGGGGGCCCCGUAAGGAGGCUCUGUACCCUUGGCUCAGCUUGGUCACUAUCAAUAUCUUCACCCUGGCCCUGAGGGGCACAGGCAUGCUGUGGUACAGGGACCCGCGUGUGUCCACUGUGUUCCUGGGGAAGAACCUGCUGGCUCUGGCUGUGAAGCUGAGCUCAGCCUGGGAGAAACACAAGCAGGAGCGUGCCGCUGCGGGAGCCGGGACCGUGGCUGGAGCCGAACCAGGCGAGUCGACCCUGCCAAGCCAAAGCUCAGAGCAGGGAGAAGGCCAGGCCCAGGGGAAAGCUCCUCCCUCCCAUUAUCACACACUGUCUCGCUCCCAAAGCAACACACUCUCCCACGUCAGCCUGGAGCCCGGAGAGACGCCCUUAGGACCCUCUUUCAUCUCCCACGAACUCUAGGGAGCCUCACUCGGUCUGAACAUGCACGCAUGCACAAACGCAUGUACGCACACCCACACUCAAAAGUCAAACCAGCCGAGCCAGUAUCACAUCCAAACAGAUAACUUGUAUUGAAUUUCAAUACAACUGUGAUGGGUACGAUGCAGAGCUGUGGAAAUGCAUUUGGCAGGCGCGGCUUUCUGCACAUUUUGUUGUGCUAAGAAUAACUCAAAAUGCAUUGCUGUGAUUUGUGAGAGUGUAUUUUUAAAUUGAACACUGUGAACACAACUAUCAGAGUGUAAAGAAUAUUCCAGAAAUGUAAGCUGAAGUCUAGUAGUGUUUAUUCUUGUUUGAUCUCGGCGUAACAGCCUCAACUGCCACAAUUUGCUGAAUUCUGACCUUCACACACCACCUUGAAGUUGUAGUUUGAGUUGUUCUGUUUUAUUAUUUAUAAUUUAAGUUCAAUUUCUUGCUACAAAUCCGACGCCACUCCAUACUACAUAAUGAAUCUGCCUAGGAAUGAGGAACACUUCUCUGUGGUUCACUUAUUUGUUAAAUCUCAGUUCAGUUCGUGUGGAAAAAUUAGAUAAACACUCUUCUGCCAUUAGAUAGAAAAAGAGAGAAAAAAAAAGAUAGACCGUGACCUUUCAGUGUAUAUUUUCUCUGACACUUUACAGGGAACUUUCACGGAGAAAAAUUUUAUAUGGAGGUGGUGAUUUAUUUUUUCCAUCAGUACCACAGAGGCAUGAUUUAAAAGCCAGCAAGCAGUAAAACUCACUCUACACUGUGCUUCAAUAUUUCAACAAGAGUCUAUCCCAGUGGUUUCCAUUCUCUUUGGCUUGUGACCCUUUAAAUCGAAGUCUUCUCCUGACCCUGGGUGAUGUUCCCGUGUAGCUUUUUUCCUAUAUGAAUACAUUUUAGAGGCCUGAAGGUGUGAAAUUAUCUACUUUUUCACAAUAUAAAAAUACAAAGGAUAUAAAAGAAUCAGAAAAAAUAAACAAUUUGUGUAUGAUAUAGUUGUUUUUCCUCAUAUCCCGUUUCUUCUCAUAAUCUCAUGACCUCCCUGAUUUAUUUUGUGACCGCUUUGAAGGUCCUUGCACUUGAGGUUGGGCAAAACAAGUGCAGUGGUGCCAGAUUUUCCUUCCAACCAAAGGUAACACUGGCAGAUUUCAUUUACUGUAGCAUAUCGGUAGCUCACCUGGUUAAGCGCAAAACAUUCAUCAGGCCUUAAUGCAGCCGCCUGGGCUCUAAUCCAACCCGGGGCCCCUUGCUGCAUGUCACCCCCACCCCCACUCCCUCCCUCUCUCUAUCUCUCUCUCUCUCUCUCCUCUGCCUUUCCUGUCGCUCUCCACUGUUGCUGUCAAAAAUAAGAAAUGCCAAAAAAUAUCUUAAUAAGAUUUCACUUAUUAAUUCCUCUUGUCUGGCAGUAAAUGUUAAUCAGAGGAAUCAGUCACUGUGGUGUUUGGUUGGAGUGAAAACCUGCAGACUCAUGGCCGACCGUCCCUGCCAAGCUGUUUUUGGUCUUAUGACAUCUUUUAUUUGAUUUAAAUGCAGAAUUUGAACAUCAGUGAACUGGCUAAUCCAUUUUAGUCAGGAUGUUUUUGUAUCUUCAAAUAUAUUUCGGAAGAACUUUUGCUGUUAAAACCAUUGAAUAGAGAUUUUAACACAACAAAAUGUGCAUAACUUAAGAUGCCAACUGUUUACGAAAGACACUGUUUCCAUAAAUUUAAUCUUUCAAUAGUGGCGCUGAAAGACGGGCAAUAAGAAUUUUGCAUUAUCUUAAUCCUAUUGUAACACAAACUACAGGUCUAUUUUACUACACUGUUUACAGAGACAGAAUACCAAUGUAAGUAAUCCCUUUACAGUUUGAAAACACAUUCAAAAUUCAUGUUUUGCUGUCUGUUGUCAUCUGUACUUGUCUCAGUCUCUUCGGGACAGCUGCCUGUCCUAUCAUCAGAUCCCUUUUUUCACUUUAGAUGAAAGAGUUAACUUUUUAAUCCCAUAAGAAUUACGGAUGGAGCCUUUCAUUCACUGAUUUGUUAAGAUGUGGAUGUUGUAGUAUUUGGGUGUCAGCAGGUGUAGAGGACGUACAGUACAGUCAAGUGCCUUGUUUCCUCAUGAAGCUACGAGCCUCUGGGUUGUCAAGAGGCGUACACGUCAUGUGUACCAUGUGGAACUUGGACAUACGCCAUGUGUAUACUGUGAAGUUAUUCCACGGCUGUUGUCAGCUACACCUCCAGGACAGAGUGCAAACUAAUAAAGUGUUUCAUACUU